This is a messenger RNA of Cercospora beticola, 1815 nucleotides long. RefSeq lists its product as uncharacterized. NCBI's taxonomy places the organism in Eukaryota, Fungi, Ascomycota, Dothideomycetes, Mycosphaerellales, Mycosphaerellaceae. Gene Ontology annotation, biological process: protein phosphorylation. Gene Ontology annotation, molecular function: protein serine/threonine kinase activity; ATP binding. The record is from RefSeq and is a predicted model, not a curated record.
AUGCCUGGAGUCACUCGACAACCAAGCCGCGAUACUGCUGCCAUCAUCUUAUUCAUCUACAUUAUCGUGAUCGCUGCGCUGAUCAUGACUCUGGUGGAUUUUUGGCAGAACCGCAAUCGUGGUAUGCUUCCACGCAGUGUGUCAAGCAGAACACGAUUGACACGACGCAAGCGAACACCCAAGGCUGAACGAAAGCCUUGGUACAGCUUUGCUCGUGGCGGAGCUGAGCUGGACCUUGAGCACGCUUUUACUCAGUCCACAUUGUCGCAAUACGGUCGCAAUGGCUAUGGCACCAUUUCUCCUACUUUGGGCAGUUUCGAUGGAACAUAUGAGGCAGCUUCUACUGGCCCGCAAAGCAACAUGCCUUCUGAGCCUCGUCAAGCACACUCGCAAGCACCCGGACUCAGCUCUGCUUCAACUCUGAGCGCUUCCUCGUCCUCUUCGUUCAUGCUGACAUCUUUGACCCCAGUUUCGGCCCCAGUCGAUCUCCCGCCAAUGCCAGCCGCUGCCGUCCCUCAGCCAAUUGCUGACUUCAGCUUUUCGCAUACCUACGAACACGUCCGCACUCUUACCUACUGCUCCGAAGGACCUGUCCACUUGGUCAAACACCGCGGAACUGGCAAAGAGUUCAUCAUCAAGCAGGUCGCGCCUACAGUCGAGCUGCCUAACGAAGUCGCCAUCCUUGACAAGAUUGGAAAGCAUCCAAACAUCAUCGAGAUCGCCGACGUUCUCGAAGGACACACAGAUCAACGACUAUCGAACGAUAUUGUCACCCCCUUCGCUGACCUCGGCGACCUCUACAAUCUGAUCGACCACUUCGCCGGCAACAACUCCGCAUGCUACAUUCCGAGAGAGUUCGUCCUACUCUUCGUCUCCAGCAUGAUCGAUGCGCUCGCUUACAUUCACAACGGCGAUGUCUAUUACGAUGCUGGAACGGACACAAUUCACAGCGUGAGCUUCCGUCAGCCAUCGAUCGUCCACCGCGACAUCAAGCCAAACAACAUUUUCUUGUCUAUGUCCGCUAACAGAUUUCCUCAGAUCAGAUUGGCCGACUUCGGCCUUGCCUGUACCUCUGACGAGAACUACGGCAUAGCUGGUACCGAUGGCUACUUCGCACCAGAAGUUCUCAGACGCGAGAAGGAGCUCAAAACUCCAGGCUUCCCCAACACCUUUGCCUAUCGUCGGAACAUUUGCACCAAAGCUUCGGACAUGUACUCCUUCGGCUGCUCGCUUUAUCAGCUUAUCUUCCUUCGACCCUACGACUGUGACGCUGAUAUUGACGAUGAACUCCAGUACACGCCAAUGAGGAAUGACCGAGCGAUCAGGAACUUACUGCAGAACUGUCUCGCAUACAACCCAAAUGAACGACCGUCUGCAAGCGAUCUUCACAGACUAUCUGCCAACAUCAAAGCUGAGCUGACGCACUGGGCCAAGAACGGCGGUAAGUUUCCUGAGAGUAUGUGGCCUGAUCCGAUGGGCUACGACAAGAAGCGAGAGGUGAGAGAGGCAGAACGAAGGCAACGCAAGGCUGAAGCUCAAGCUGCCGCUGAAGCCAACGCUGAUGCUAUGGCUGUCAACGCCGCGAUCAACGCUGAGUUUGCCUCCCAGCCUGACGCUCAGGCCAUUGCCGGCGCAGAAUCUUCUGCUUUUUCAGCCGAUGCGUACUUGGCCAAGUCCGAAGCUAAUCAACAGGUCGAAAGCGCGGCAAAUCUGGAUACUGCGGAACUGCUUGCCCGGAAGACCAGUUCUUCACCCGUCCGCAUGCCUCCGGCAAUCUCUGUCGUACUCAGCCGCUUUAUUGGUCAAGCUCCUUGA